Messenger RNA from Stomoxys calcitrans (stable fly), 2483 nucleotides. It is a transcript of the gene Xpd, whose product is annotated as general transcription and DNA repair factor IIH helicase subunit XPD. Gene Ontology annotation, molecular function: hydrolase activity, acting on acid anhydrides, in phosphorus-containing anhydrides; ATP binding; DNA helicase activity. Gene Ontology annotation, cellular component: nucleus. The coding region runs from base 92 to 2401 and encodes 769 amino acids. The transcript has 9 exons. Gene Ontology annotation, biological process: nucleotide-excision repair; positive regulation of mitotic recombination; transcription by RNA polymerase II. NCBI's taxonomy places the organism in Eukaryota, Metazoa, Arthropoda, Insecta, Diptera, Muscidae. The record is from RefSeq and is a predicted model, not a curated record.
CCGAUUAAUCAAUUCUAUAAUUGGAUUCAUAGAUCCCUAAUAUAAACAAAGUCACAUUGAAAUUCGGGAGAAAUAACUAUAAGCCGGCAAAAUGAAGAUAAGUGUAGAUGGUUUGCUGGUAUAUUUUCCAUAUGAGUACAUUUAUCCUGAACAAUACGCAUACAUGUUAGAGCUGAAACGUACCCUUGAUGCUAAGGGACAUUGUCUUUUGGAAAUGCCUUCAGGGACAGGAAAAACUGCUACUCUAUUGUCCUUAAUUGUUGCCUAUAUGGUUGAAUAUCCCAGCACCAUUCGCAAGUUAAUUUAUUGCUCUCGUACCGUGCCAGAGAUUGAAAAGGUAAUAGCAGAAUUGCAGAAUUUGAUCGUCUAUUAUGAGAAAAAUGCUCCCGAACCUCCAGCAUUGGUAGGCUUAGUUCUUAGUUCUCGCAAAAACAUGUGCAUACACCCAGACGUGAGCAAAGAGAGAGAGGGCAAGUCAGUGGAUGGAAAAUGUUACGGAUUGACUGCCAGCUACGUCAGAGAACGACAUGAGCACGAUCCGGAGACGCAAAUUUGUCAAUACUUUGAAGGAUUCUCAAUGGAGGGCAAAGAAUCUUCCUUGCCUGUAGGCGUUUAUAGCAUAGAUGACCUUAAGGAGUUUGGGCGAAUGCGCAACUGGUGUCCAUAUUUCCUUGCACGACAAGCUAUUGGUCAAGCCCACAUUGUUGUCUACAGUUACCAUUACCUUUUGGAUCCGAAAAUUGCAGAAGUUGUCUCAAAAGAAAUGUGCAAAGAGAGUUGCAUUGUUUUCGAUGAAGCGCAUAACAUCGACAAUGUAUGCAUAGACUCGAUGAGCGUUAAAAUCAACAGACGUACCGUUGAGAGGAGUACAAACGCCCUGAACAAUUUGCAGAAAUUGGUGCAGGAUAUACGGGAUGAGGACACAAAUCGGUUAAACGAGGAAUAUCAAAGAAUGGUGCAGGGUUUAAAAGACGCAAGCGUUCAACGGGAUACAGAUAUGAUUUUGGCAAACCCAAUAUUACCAAGUGAUAUUCUGAAAGAAGUUGUACCUGGUAACAUACGUAAUGCCGACCAUUUUCUAAGUUUUUUGCGUCGAUUCAUAGAAUAUAUAAAAACAAGAUUGAAAAUUCAUCAUGUUGUUCAAGAGUCACCUGCCGGAUUUCUAAAAGACGUAGCAUCCAAAAUAUGCAUAGAACGCAAACCUUUAAGAUUUUGUGCCGAACGCUUAUCAAGUUUAUUAAGAACACUGGAAAUAACAGACAUGACGGAAUAUGGAGCCCUGACUUUGAUCACACAUUUUGCCACACUGGUUAGCACAUACACCAAAGGAUUUACAAUAAUUAUCGAGCCUUUUGACGAUAAGACACCUACAGUGGCGAAUCCAAUUCUUCAUUUUAGUUGUUUGGACUCCUCGAUAGCCAUGGCUCCUGUAUUUCAACGAUUUCAAUCGGUUGUAAUAACGUCUGGCACACUUUCUCCAAUGGACAUGUAUCCAAAAAUUUUAAAUUUUGAUCCAGUGGUAAUGAGUUCCUUCACCAUGACACUUGCUCGACCAUGUCUUUUACCUAUGAUAGUUUCUAAGGGGAACGAUCAAGUGGCUAUAUCUUCAAAAUACGAAACACGUGAAGAUACUGCAGUUAUAAGAAAUUACGGUCAACUUUUGGUGGAGACUGCAAAAACUGUACCGGACGGAAUAGUAUGUUUCUUUACGUCUUAUUUGUAUUUGGAAUCAGUCGUUGCUUCCUGGUAUGACCAGGGAAUCGUCGAUACAUUGUUGCGUUAUAAAUUGCUAUUUAUUGAAACCCAAGACAAUGCCGAAACCAGCUAUGCUUUAAUGAAUUACGUCAAAGCAUGUGAUUGCGGUCGUGGAGCUGUUCUAUUGGCCGUUGCUCGUGGUAAAGUGUCAGAGGGUGUUGAUUUCGAUCAUCACUAUGGUCGUGCAGUUCUAAUGUUUGGCAUCCCCUAUGUGUUCACACAGUCUCGCAUACUCAAAGCGCGACUUGACUACCUGCGGGAUCAAUUCCAAAUCAGAGAAAAUGAUUUUCUUACAUUUGACGCUAUGAGACAUGCGGCACAGUGUGUUGGUCGUGCAUUGAGAGGCAAAACCGACUAUGGUAUUAUGAUAUUUGCAGAUAAACGUUUUUCGCGACAAGAUAAACGCAGCCGUCUACCCAAAUGGAUACAAGAACACCUUGUGGAUAGUUUCUGCAAUCUCAGUACGGAAGAAUCAAUGCAACUUGCACGACGCUGGUUAAAAAGAAUGGCCCAGCCAUUCACACGUGAGGAUCAGCUGGGUAUAUCGUUGCUCACUAAAGAACAACUAGAAAACACGGCUAAAGAUAAGCUGGAACGGCAGGCCCAAGGAAAAGAGAGUGUCGGGGGAGAAGUUAUGGAACAUUGAAGACCACCUAGGCGAUGUAUACAAACCAAACCGCAAAUGUAAAGAAAAUCUUUAAAUAAAAAAUAUCUGUUGUUAAAGAGAA